This is a messenger RNA of Vespula pensylvanica (western yellowjacket), 712 nucleotides long. It is a transcript of the gene mRpL14, whose product is annotated as 39S ribosomal protein L14, mitochondrial. Gene Ontology annotation, biological process: translation. Gene Ontology annotation, molecular function: structural constituent of ribosome. The transcript is spliced from 3 exons. The record is from RefSeq and is a predicted model, not a curated record. The coding region runs from base 188 to 631 and encodes 147 amino acids. Gene Ontology annotation, cellular component: mitochondrion; ribosome. Lineage: Eukaryota; Metazoa; Arthropoda; Insecta; Hymenoptera; Vespidae.
GAUCAAGGUAAAAUGAGAUUAUAUUAGUUCUUCCAAAUCAACGUAUUAGAUAUUUUAAGAAUUUAAAUAUAAUUGUAUUGAUUUAAUAAUCUCGUGCAAAUAUUUUACUUGUAUAAAGAGUUUGAGUUAUUGCAGCUAUACAGCAUAUAAGAAUCUACUUUUACUAUCAAGGUAUCUUUGAAUCAUUAUGUUACUUCACACUGCUGCAUUGAGUAUUGCUUCAAGAAGCAUUAGCACUUCUACUAUUUCCAAUCAAAUUAUUAAAUUAACUCGAUUAAGAGUUGUUGAUAAUAGCGAGAUAGGAAAACAAGCUAUGUUAGAAGGAAGACCACCACGUUGUAUUCAUGUUUAUAAUAAAGUAGGAGUUGGGUAUAUUGGUGACAAGGUAUUAGUUGCUAUAAAAGGUGAAAAGAAGAAAGGUAUAUUAGUUGGUUUAAAGCAAAAUCAAAAUCCAAAAGUACCUAAAUUUGAUUCCAAUAAUAUAGUUCUCAUAGAUGACAGUGGGACACCUUUAGGGACACGAAUACAUGUACCAAUACCCUACAUAUUAAGAACAAUAUUGAAAGAGAAAACUCAUAGCAAAGGAGCAGAUUAUACAAAGCUGCUCGCUAUUGCCCCAAGAUUUGUAUAAAACGUGCUGAGUAGAUAUAUUUUUCUUUGGAGAGUUUACAUAAAAUAACAUAUAAUAAAUAUAAUGUAUGCGAGCUGUUAA